AUGGCCGCAACGAAACAGACGUGGACGCUCGAGGGCGAGAGCGAGCUGCGCCUCGAGGUCGACUUCGACGCCGUCGUCGUCGUCGUGCUCAAGCAGGGCCUCUGCGAGGUGCUCGGCGUCGAGCUCGCGGCCGGGCGCGAGUACGCCUUCGCCGGCGCCAAGGUGGCGCUCUACAGCUGGCACGGCUGCCAGCUCGAGACGCGGGGCGAGUGCGCGUCCGUGUACCAGACGGGCCCCGGCGAGACGACGGCGGCGGCGGCGCUCAACGCGCACAGCUACCUCGAGACGCGGCGCGACGAGGCGUCGCGCGCCGACUCGUGCGGCCGCGACUGCCGGGGCCCGCGGGUCAUGGUCGUGGGCCCGAGCGACAGCGGCAAGAGCACGCUCGCCGCGACGCUCCUGGGCUACGCGGCGCGGCUCGGCCGCGAGCCGACGUUCGUCGAGCUCGACCCGGCGCUCGGCGACUGCGGCGCGCCGCCGGGCGCCGUCGCGGCCGCGCGCGUCACGCGGGAGACGCUGAGCGUCGACGAGGGCUUCGGGUCGCUGGACUGCGCGCCGCUGAGCUACUGGUUCGGCUACGAGGCGCCGCGGGAGCACCCGGACCUCUACGCGCGCGUCGUCGACGAGCUCGCGGUCGCGGUCGCGGAGAAGCUCGACGGCGACCGGUCCGCGAACGUCGCGGGCCUGGUCGUGGCGACGUCGUCCUGGGUCGACGGCGACGGCUUCGCGAGCCUGCUGCGCGUCGCGUCGGCCUUCGCCGUCGACGCGGUGCUCGUGCUCGCGCACGACCGCCUCUUCGCGGACCUGCGGCAGGCGCUGCCGCCGUCCGUCGCCGUCGCGAAGCUGCCGCGGUCCGGCGGCGUCGUCCAGCGCGACGUCGUCCACCGGCGCCGGGCGAAGCACCGCAAGAUCCACGAGUACUUCUACGGGCCCCAGUCGCACGCGCGGAGCCUCCUCGCGAAGAAGGACGACGACGCGGCGCUCGACAAGCUCCUCGAGGCGACGGCGCCGCCCCUCGCGCCGGCGACGCACGAGCUGCCCUUCCGCGCCGUGCGCGUCUUCAAGGUCCUCGCGGGCUCCACGGGCGACGACUCCAUGCUCCCCGUGGGCCAGGGCUCCAUGCUCGAGCCGCUCCAGGUCGUCGCCGUGACCGUCUCGCCCGUGCUCGUCCACAACGUCCUCGCGGUCUGCCACCCGGCCAGGGACGGCGACGACGCGGGCGACGACGACGAACACGACGACGCGGCCGCCGACGCGGCGACGUCGCCGCACCAGCACCUCCUCGGCUGCGCGGCGGCGGGCUUCGUCGUCGUGACGAACGUCAACGUCGAGGCCCAGACCAUCACGCUCCUCGGGCCCUGCUCCGGCGACCUGCCGUCACGGAACCUGCUCCUGGGCAAGCUCGAGUGGAUGGAGUCGAACAUCGCGUAA
Messenger RNA from Aureococcus anophagefferens, 1431 nucleotides. RefSeq lists its product as hypothetical. Gene Ontology annotation, biological process: tRNA splicing, via endonucleolytic cleavage and ligation. NCBI's taxonomy places the organism in Eukaryota, Pelagophyceae, Pelagomonadales, Pelagomonadaceae. The record is from RefSeq and is a predicted model, not a curated record. Bases 1 to 1431 code for a protein of 476 amino acids. Gene Ontology annotation, cellular component: nucleus; mRNA cleavage factor complex. Gene Ontology annotation, molecular function: polynucleotide 5'-hydroxyl-kinase activity. The transcript is spliced from 2 exons.